Messenger RNA from Penicillium concentricum, 1860 nucleotides. RefSeq names its product GMC family oxidoreductase. Gene Ontology annotation, molecular function: oxidoreductase activity, acting on CH-OH group of donors; flavin adenine dinucleotide binding. The transcript is spliced from 4 exons. Lineage: Eukaryota; Fungi; Ascomycota; Eurotiomycetes; Eurotiales; Aspergillaceae. The record is from RefSeq and is a predicted model, not a curated record. The coding region runs from base 1 to 1860 and encodes 619 amino acids.
AUGGGUAAUGAGACCCUUCAACAGUUCGCCGCUCUUGAUCUCGACUACUUGAUUAUAGGUGGAGGUACCGCAGGUCUAGCUAUUGCUGCACGCCUCACCGAGGAUCCCGAAUUUCGCGUGGGAGUCAUCGAAGCCGGCCCAUCGGUCUUAGACAUAGAUGAUAAUGGUGCGAUCAAUGUUCCUGGUCGGUAUGGCGAAACCAUCGGGUCGAAAUACGAUUGGAAAUUCAAAACUACCCCACAACCGGGUCUAGGAGGAAGAUCACUACCAUGGCCACGAGGUCGUAUAUUAGGCGGCACGAGUGCGCUUAAUCUUAUGGCCUGGAAUCGGGGUCAUCGAAAAGACUAUGAUGCUUGGGCGGAACUGGGGAAUGAGAAAUGGGGAUGGGAAGAUCUACUGCCUUUUUUCCGUCGCAGCGAGAAUUUCCAUCCACCGAGUGUCGCUCAUCAGAAACAUUAUCACUCUUCCUAUGAUCCCCAGGCUAAUGGAACGAAAGGCCCUAUACAUACAACUCAUGCCAAGCAGUAUGGCCCCACACACCAAUAUUGGCACGAGGCGCUCAAUAGUCUGGGGGUUCCAUCUACGCGCGAUAGUCUGGCUGGCGAUAAUACAGGAGUUUGGAACAUGCUCUGCACAAUUGAUCCAGAUACUCAGGAGCGCAGCUACUCUGCCUCGGCAUACUAUCACCCCAUUGCGAAACGUCCAAACUUGCAUAUACUGACUGAAGCAACUGCCAUGGAGAUCUUGUUUGAAUCUGAAGAUGAUGAUUGGUACGCAGUAGGGGCUCGAGUACGCUGGAACGGACUGGAAGCAAAUAUCAAAGCAUACGAAGAGACAAUCAUCUGUGCCGGUAGCGUGCAAUCACCACAACUUCUGGAGUUAUCCGGUAUUGGCAACCAGGAUGUGUUGGAAGCUGCUGGGAUUGAGACGAAAGUUCACAGCCCAAAUGUAGGAGAGAAUCUACAGGAACAUAUGAUGACUGCCACCAUCUUCGAAAUACCCUCCACGAUUCCAACCCGUGAUGACAUUCUCAAAGAUCCAAUUCAGCGCGAAGCUGCGGACUGCGCCUAUUACGCUUCUCAGACCGGGCCUUGGACUGUGAUGCCCUGUUCAGUGGCGUACUGUCCGCUAUCGAAGAUCCUAUCGCCUGAGGAAUGCGAUGAACUACACACCCAGGCUAAGGAAGUUGCGCGAGGUACAGGACGUACACAUGACGCUAUUUUAGCCAGCCAAUUCGAGUCUGGUGAAGCGCGCGGUCAAAUCGAGUAUCUCUUCGAUCUGGGUAACUGGAGCCCAUAUUUUGUCUCUGAGCCCGGAAAGAAAUACGCCACAAUGCUGCAAAUGCUGCAGUACCCUUUCUCGCGCGGGUCUAUUCAUAUACCCCCUAUGAGCGACAACAAUUAUGAAAAGGCCACCAUUGAUGACAAACCCGUGAUUGAUCCGCGUUAUUUUCUAGGACCUGGGGAGAUUGAUAAGAAGGUCAUGGCCAAAGCGCUCAGAUGGGGAGAUCAAAUCUGUCAAACCGAGCCUUUGGCCAAACUCAUUCGCGGUCGAGUAUUUCCUCCUCCUGCUAAGGCGGGAGACUCCGAGGAGAAAGUCUUCGAAGAGUUUGUGUCAAAUUAUACUGUCACCGACUGGCACCCAGUUGGAACCUGCGCUAUGGGUGAAGCAGACGGGAUCAAUGGUGGAGUUGUGAAUGAUAUGCUACAGGUACAUGGUGUCCAUGCUUUGCGGGUUGUAGAUGCUAGCAUCAUGCCAUUGCAGGUUGGGGCACACAUCCAAGCUACCGUAUAUGCGAUUGCCGAAAAGGCGGCGGAGAUGAUCAUAGAGGACUAUUUUGCUCGAAAUGGUCCUCUAUAA